AUGGCAUUCUUUUUAGACCCUCAUUUCCGGAUAUAUUUAAGAAAUAGAACGGGGAUAUUUUCUUUAGAUUCUUCAUUUAUAAACGAUCAUUGCUUUUAUCAAGGAUAUGCUGCUGAGAUUACUGAAUCAGUUGUGACACUGAGCACUUGUUCAGGACUCAGGGGACUAUUUCAGCUGGAGAAUGUCACUUAUGGAAUUGAACCAUUGGAGUCUGCAGCUACAUAUGAACAUAUAAUUUAUCAAAUAAAUGAUGAUAAAUUUGAAUCUCACCUUUUAAAAGAAAAACAUCACACCCAAUUUAUAGAUCCAUCCUAUAAGAUUAUUGUAAAAUCAGAAAAAAAUACAGAUAAUGCUCUAGUACAUAGAUUUAUGAAAAUAAAAAUCAUUAUGGAUAAAUUCUUGUAUGACUAUAUGGGCUCUGAAGUGACAGUUGCAACUGAGAACAUUGUCAAUAUAUUUAGUCUUAUCAACACUAUGUUUUCCCAGUUUAAAUUGACUGUUUUCCUAUCUUCAUUGGAAAUUUGGUCUGAUAAAAAUUGGAUUCUAGGCGAUGGAGAUUCUGGUGAAAUACUACAAAUAUUUGAUUCCUGGAAAGAUAAAUAUUUGCCUCACAGAUCCUAUGAAAUUACAUAUUUAUUAAUUUUUAGGGACCACCCUAAUCAUGUUGGAGCAACAUUUCAUGGAAAGGCAUGUGACCCAAAGUAUUCUUCUGGGAUUGUUCUGUAUCCGAAGAUGAUAACUUUAGAGUCAUUUGCUGUUCUUAUGACACAGUUGAUUGGAGUCAAUUUGGGUUUAACUUAUGAGGAGAGCUCCCAAUGUCAAUGUCCAAGAACUGCAUGCAUAAUGAACCCUGAGGCUAUACAUUAUCGUGGUGCAAAGUUUUUUAGCAGUUGUAGCAAGGAGGAAUUUAUACACAUAGUUUCCAAGCCUGAAUAUGCCUGUCUUCAGAAGAAAACAGGUUUUGAAGCAAUCCAACCAAGGAAUAAAGUAGAAGUAAUAUGUGGAAAUGGAAUUAAGGAAUAUUCUGAGCAUUGUGAUUGUGGCCAACCAAAGUUAUGCACACAUCCAAAAUGUUGUGACCCUAAAACCUGUAAACUUCUUGGAAAGUCGAAGUGUGGCAGUGGAACUUGUUGUGAUAAAGACACAUGUCAGAUAAAAGAAAGAGGAUUUCUCUGUAGGGAAAGUACUGGUUUGUGUGAUUUUCCGGAAUUUUGCAGUGGAAUAUCUGAAUCAUGUGGUCCUAAUAUAAAAGCUCUUGAUUUAGAGCCAUGCAAUAAUUUCACAUCCUAUUGCUAUAAUGGAGAAUGCAAAGAUCCAGAUAAACAGUGUUCAAAGUUAUUUGGAAAAUUUGCUAAGGUCUCAACAUAUUUAUGUUCACAAGAAGUGAAUUCACAAAAUGAUAGAUUUGGAAACUGUAAGGAAGGUCCAUGUAAUUUUGAAAAUCUACUUUGCGGAAAGUUAGUUUGUCAUUGGACACAUACACAUAUAGCAACAAGCAAUACUCUUGAUAUUCAAUAUACUUUCCGUGGAGAACAUGUAUGUAUGUCAUCAUCAUUAAGAGAUAGAACAAGUAAAGAUAUUACUGUUGUGGAAACUGGCACAAUGUGUGGUGAUGGAAAGUUUUGUAACAGAGGAGAUUGCAUUUCAGUCACAGAAUAUCGAAAAGGAUUAAAUAUACUAGACAAUUGUAUCUCUAGUACACAUUGCAGUGGGCAUGGGACUUGCAAUGAACUCUUUCAUUGUCAAUGUGAUGUUGGAUAUAGUCCUCCAAAUUGUACACCAUCACCAUCAUCACCAGGAGGAAGUCUUGAUGAUGGGAAUUGGAUUCAUGCAUCAAGUAGAGAAUAUCUUGUAAUUCGACCUGUUACUCGUCAAGGAAAUAAACUUUUGACCAGUAUCUACAUUUUUCUACCUUUACUCAUUUUAACUACUAUCAUUGCUUUCAAAUGGAACAAAAUAAAAAGAUUUUGGAAUAGAGAAGAAACAUAUACUGAAAGUUCUGUAACAGAAGACACUGACAGUAGGAGCAAUCAGUCAUAUUCUCUAAGGUAA
Molecule: messenger RNA, 2052 nt
Organism: Suncus etruscus (white-toothed pygmy shrew)
Lineage: Eukaryota; Metazoa; Chordata; Mammalia; Eulipotyphla; Soricidae
Product: A disintegrin and metallopeptidase domain 3-like
Exons: 18
Coding region: 1-2052 (683 amino acids)
Biological process (GO): binding of sperm to zona pellucida; cell adhesion; proteolysis
Cellular component (GO): plasma membrane
Molecular function (GO): metalloendopeptidase activity
Source: RefSeq, a predicted model, not a curated record